CAGGAACUGGAGAAUACAGUGAAUGGCGAGGGAAGAGAAUUCCAAAAUGAGCAUAUAACUGCAUUAUUUUUUCCCUUAUUAUUUAAGAGCGUCGUGGGCGCAGUUUUUCGAGUAGGGUCUACUCGGUGAGGGUGACCCGGAGAGGGGGUUCAGCCUGCAGGCUAGCAGAGCGUCGUCAUGGCAGCCCCCGGCCCGAUCUCGUGGGCCCCGCGGGUCGCAGCCUUUUCCGGCAGCCCGAGCCGGUUCCUCUCCGGCACGAGCCCCGAGGCGUUCCUGGGCGAGCUGCUGCGGGACCUGCGGGACGACCGGACCAGCGAAGCCACCAAGGUCCUCCUGUUGUCCCCUCUCCAGGAGUACCCUCUUGUCCUCUGUCCAUCCGCCUCAGUGGGGGAGGAAACAGCAGAGGCGUUGAUGGCUCUGUUUGCACAUGCGCCGCCCAAGUCGCUGAAUCUCAGGUGUCACCUGAUGCUGGCCAUCACCAGUGUGCUAAUAUGCACGUCCUGUGUGAAGAGGGACGUGAAAGUGGCGGGAAGCUUUCUGGACCUGUUAGUUCUGACGAUUCAGGACACUAAUGAUCACAAGGAUGGUAGUGCUUUUCGGCUGCUCAGGGCCAUGGCAUGUGACUGCCUCAGAGAGAUGGAGACCUGCUUCCCUGGACUGCUAUCUCAGAAGCUGGAAGCUCUUUACUUUCUAAAGCAGCAGGAGACAACAACUCUGCAUCAGGCGUACUCUCUCUUGUAUACCUUGGUGCUAAAGAAUGCUGUACACCUCCUUUCUCAGCAGACAGGAGCAGGAGAUGGUGAUUUGAAGUCUCUUUUGGCGGGCAACGAAGACUUUGACUGGCAGGCCACUGAGAAGACCCUGCCGCCCUUUCGCGUGAGCACCAUGGAGCAGAUCCCCAUGCUUCAGACCAGCACAGAAACCAAGGAGCUGAAGUCGGUCGUCUCCUUGCUUUUGGAGGAGUCCUACCUGCACAACCCGGUUUCCCAAUCCGCCUUGCUUCGGGAGCUGAUUCAGGUGGUUGCUAUGGUUCAGGCCCUCUCCCCUGCCAUCUUCAAGUCCCAGCUUCUGCGUCUCUUUGGGACGAUGGACAUCAGCUUGCUGCACUCCACCCUCCUGAUGAAGGGAGCCUUCACAGACAGCCUGUUCACAACCGAGGAUGAGAACUUCCUUCUCAAGCGCUUACUGGGCAUGGCUCAACACCCACUCUUGAACACCUCGCAGAAGCUUUUCUAUAUGGAUUGCAUCCUCCACUUCCCUGAGAAUCGUCCCAUGUCCUUAAACGGAGAGGAGAGCCUGCCAGUGCUGGUCACCCCACGCUUGGCCAUCUCGCUCUUGCCUACUGUUUUCAAUGACAGCAGUACCAUGCUCUGCAGAAUGAACCUCCUCUGCCUUGUCUACCUGGAGGCCGAUAAUGAGGAAGGAGUUGGCUACCUUUACGAUCAUCUGAUGGCGCUUCGUAAAAUUGUAGAUAACCAUGGCACCCGAGAGAUGACAACCACUUUUUUUAAAGCGGUUUUCCUUUUCCUAAGUUAUUUCUACCACAAUGAGAAACUUGCUAAUGAGAUGACAAAGAGCCUCUGUGAACUCUAUUCCAGGCACUGCAACUUGGCACCAAAUCUGAUUAACCUAACCGAUCAAAUCCAAAAGCAUUUGGAAGACCCUGGAUGGGUGAUCAAACUGCUGAAUGCCUUGCAAAAUCAAAUCGUGGAGCUGCCUGUGUCCCAGGUUAGUCUUCAGAGUCUGUGUUGGCACCUCAAAAUCCUGGGUAGGGUAGCAAAGGAGACUCAGGUUUCCCAGAGGAGCACUGUGCACUUCCUCUUUAACCUCCUUAUCAGCUCUGACCUGUGUGGGUCUGGAGACUGGCGUAUGGGCAAUGCCAUUCUUGCCAUCUGUCGCAACUUGCUCCAGCAUCCCAGCUUGGAUCAGGUGUUCGUUGACCUGGCGGAUCUCUUGCAGUUCAUGAUGCACCGCUACGAGGACACAGACAUCCGAGAUCACGCCCGCUUCUACUACACCCUGCUGACCAAUUUGUCACGAGAAAAGCUCUCUGGGGUUCUGGCGAUGGGGCCCGAAGUGGGCCAAGCCAAGGUCAGAUCUCUGUCAUCCAUCAUGGCUGAGAGUGAGGAGCAGUCCAGCUGCUUGACCAUUCAGCCAACCAAACAACCAGUGCUGCAACUUGUCAGACUACGAGAUGAUGGCAUGCUGGGCACACUGUGUAAUGGCAGACCAGAGAUCAGCAAAGGUGAAGACUUCCUAAAAAACUAUCACGACCAGUUCCUCAGCCCUGGCUUUGCCUCUGAGGUAGUUCUGAAAUACCAUUUAACCUUUGCAGGGGAGGUAGAUUCUCUCUUUCACAAGCUUUUCUCCAUAUGCUUGCAUUUUGAUCUCACUGACUCUAAUUAUGAAGAAAUGAGUGACAUCAGUGUGCCUUGUUUGUUCAUAAACAGAAAGCCGCCUGUGGUCUUCCUUAAACUUAAGCCACGGCAGCCGUACCCUACCUCACUGCGUGCCUGUGCCAUAUUCACCACGGAGGAUGGGCUUUCUUGGCACACUGAUUUGGCGGACGUUCCUGUUGCUUUCCCAGAUAUUUUCCAACCCUUGCCUGUGCCAGCGGACUGGCCGCUGGAAACCAGAGAGCAGCUCUUUGAGAACCUGUGGAAGUCCUUGUGUGCUGAUGAGUCUCGACAGUCUGCCAUUAGCCUGUUCUGCUUUGAAAUUGGGGAGAGGUCUCUAAGAGAUAUCAUCGACUCCCACUUUCACCGCUUCUUAAUCUCUAAGCAGGCCGACCAGGAGUUGCAGAAGGCCUUGCUUUUCCUCCCUCCACAGUUUCAUGUCUUGUUGAAGAUCAGGAACGCAGAGGAUGCGGCUCGUGUUGAUGUUGCCAUGGACAAUUGGAAGCUGUUGCCCUUCAUUAACUCUUACCUUAAAAGCAUUACAAAUCCAGCCUGGGAUGAUCAGGGUCAGGGACUCAUUUAAAUUGUUUGGAAACAACUGAUCCUGUGACUUGUCCACACCUGACAGUCUGAUAUACUGCAAGCUUCAUAGUGCCUUACAGAAGUCAUGUCAAGGCUCUUGCUGAUGUAACAGCAAUGUCACAGGAGCCUAGCAGGUCCACAGAGUCGCCAAUCUGGUGGGACCAUGGCUUACUAAAGGCUUUCCAACCCUGGAUCCUCAAACACUUACAGGCUGCUGCUCAGCUGGUGUGGCAACGCAGGCUUAAACUGAUGCCACCUGGACCCUCUAAGUGAACCUUUAGUGGUCAAGCAACUAGGAAGUCACUUUGCACAAAUUUCAGGAUGUCACAUCAGCUAUAUAUUUUUUACAUAAGGCAUUUGUGCAUUCAUGAUAUGACUAGACAUACAGUAUUAUUUGAAAUUAAGUAUUUGUUCAGAAUCCUGAGCAAUACCUCCAAGACUGAAGUCUAGAAUUGUCCUAGAAAAGCCUGAAGACUGUCAGUGGAAAUAUCAUAAAAUUAAAGUUAUUUUGAAACAUAACUCUUCCUGAAUAGUUAUGGAAUUUUGCUAUUUUCCUUAUGAGUUUACCUCUAUAAUCUCUCUUAAUAGUUUAACAGUUUUACCACAGUGAAUGAUUACAAUACUGUAGUGUUGUAUACAAGUGGUCUCUGAUGCACCUCAGGGUUAAGUAUCAGAAAGUCACGACAUACAGCUAAAUGAUGUAUAAAAGGAAAUUGUUCCCCAUAAGAACGAUGUAAAUGCAGGGUUCAGAAUCGUUAAGAAUGUAAAUUUUGCCCAGUGACUUAAAGCAGAAUUAAUGAUUGAUUGAUUGAUUAAUUGAUUAAGAAUUAAUGGAAUAGAGUCUGUUAGUUAAGUUAGACUGAGUGUGUGUUUCCUGGGUCCAGUUCAGGUCACCUGUUUCUGAAGAUACAGAUUAUGUUUUGUUCACGUUAGCAAACUGUGCCCAUUGAGGAAUGAAAGGUACUCGGGCGUUGGUUUAACUAAUGAUCUGCUUUACAGAAAAAUGUAUAAAUCUUGGAGUACGGCGGCUCUUCAAUACCAGGGGUGGAAACUCCUCUCCUAAUCUGAUCUCUUUUUAAAAUAGGUGUGACAUCCACUGUGUAAACACGGUACAAGAGCCCCGCAGUUCAGUAACCAAGUAAAAGAAGAAAUAAAAAGGUCAAGGUCACACUGUGUUAACAGUGUUUAAUGCACAGUAAUGCACAAAAAAAUAUUUAUCUAACCCAGUAAAAAUAAACAUACUUCAUGUCCA
Lepisosteus oculatus (spotted gar) is the source of this 4230-nucleotide messenger RNA. RefSeq names its product adaptor related protein complex 5 subunit beta 1 (gene ap5b1). NCBI's taxonomy places the organism in Eukaryota, Metazoa, Chordata, Actinopteri, Semionotiformes, Lepisosteidae. The record is from RefSeq and is a predicted model, not a curated record. Gene Ontology annotation, biological process: endosomal transport. Gene Ontology annotation, cellular component: lysosomal membrane; AP-type membrane coat adaptor complex.